Messenger RNA from Diabrotica virgifera virgifera (western corn rootworm), 5167 nucleotides. RefSeq lists its product as uncharacterized. NCBI's taxonomy places the organism in Eukaryota, Metazoa, Arthropoda, Insecta, Coleoptera, Chrysomelidae. The transcript is spliced from 4 exons. The coding region runs from base 1033 to 4758 and encodes 1241 amino acids. The record is from RefSeq and is a predicted model, not a curated record.
CAUUUUACAUUUGAAUCAGUAUAUUUGGAUACCUCAGUGUGAUCAUGUUUUUUUGUCGCCUCACAAAGUUUACAGUUAAUGAAGGGCUAAGACAGAACUGCUGUAUGUCUUCAACUCUUCAAAAUGUACAUCAAUGCUGCACUGAAACAAUGGACAAUGAAAUGCAAUCCUAUGGUAGUUCGAAUUGGAAUCAGGCAAAUCUAUGCAGAAUGAUCAGGUUGUUAUUGCUGAAGAUAAGGGCCACACAAACUACUUGAUAAGGAAAUUACUUGAUAAUGUUAACAAAUAUAAUUCUAAGACGAGGGGUAAACCACUAUUAGAAAUCAUUGUACAUUUUUUGGGUAAUCACCUGGCAAUACAUGGGAAUCAACUUGGGAAUCCAUAGGAAUCACAUGGAAAUCAUGGGAAUCACAUAGAAAUCCAUGGGAAUCACAUAGAAAUCCAUGGGAAUCACAUAGAAAUCCAUGGGAAUCACUUGGAAAUCCAUGGAAAUCAAUGUGGAAAUCCAUAGAAAUAACCUCACUUUUUAAUAUCACUUGUGUUCACACAUGUUUUAGCUGCCUUGUUUUUGUUUAGAUUUUGUGGGUUUUUGAGUGUUUUUAGUGCUAAAAAAUUACAAAACUGGUAAGUAAUACUAAUUCUUGAGUAUGGAAUUUAAAAAAUAUGUGAUUGUACCGACAUUAUCAGCAUCUUUAGCUAAUAAUCUAGUUGAAUUGUUUAGAUUUGUUUGAUUUGCAUCUAUGUAAAUUUAAAGGGUCAAUAUUGCAUUCACUGUAUUUAAAUUUAUUAAUUUGUAUUUAUUAUUAACAAACCCAGCAAACAUUCUGGCUUCUUUGAUUUCCAACCAGGCCCUAUAAAUUUUACAUUUUUAAUGAUAACUAAUUUAUACCUUUCUUGUUAGGACUAGCUGAACUAACAUUACAUAAUAAUUAAAAUAAAAUAAAAUUAUUAUGAACAGUGUAAAAGUUAGAGAGUAUGGCUUAAGUACGUCGUUGCAAUCAAACUGUGCUCGAAUCUGACAGCACUGUUAUAAUGUAUCUAAUAAGAAUAGGUACUAUAUAUACUCCGAGAUAUACUCGUAAAAAGGCAUUGCUUUAUUUAAGAGUUAGAUUUGUUAUUAUUUUCAGGUUACUUACGAUGGAAUAUAUUAAUGGUUUGUUAAAAAGUUUUGAAGCUGAAGUUCCCGCUUAUCUCAAAUCACUUCUUAUAUACAACGGAUUUGAUAAUUUAUAUUCCCUUUCACAGUUUAAUAUUGAUGAAGACAUUGAGAGAAUGGAGUGUUAUGCAAGGGACGUCCUUUCAAAGGUAUUGAAAGGAGAAGAAAAAAAAGCAAUGUUUGGAAUUGUCUGCGAAGAAUGCUCUCUAUUUAAAAUUCCGGAAGGCCAUAAAAAGCUUUUGCGCUUUGUAAAGGAAGAAUCAGAAAAAAAAAUUAAACUGCUAAAACGUCCACUUCUUUGUGAAAGGUCUGAAGGCUGUCCAGCUGAAAAAACUUUCCCCAAAAAGAGAAGAACAGUGACAAAUAAAAGUACAUCUCGAUCUGAGAGUGGUAAUGAAGGCGAUGGUUUUUGUACUCCAAAUGAUGGUUGUGUUUCUCAAGAUGAAGAGCAAGUUAAUUAUGCGAUGCAGCAUGUUUUAAAUAUUAGUCGAAGCUAUAUCGAUAAAUUUUCACGAAAUGAAUUCGACAAAGGCAAAAUUAGUGAAGAACGAUUACAAGAUGUUUUAAAUAAUUCCAAAAACCUUAAAGUCAAAAUGGAUGGUGAAUUUACUGCAAAAAUAUCUUGCCCUUUAUGUACAUUUAUUUCUUCAGCCUAUUCAGUGAAGAACUCCAAAACCGGAAGAAAAUGGGUGAUUUCAAACUUCCUGAGACAUUAUAAAAUACAUUUUAAAGAUGAUGGAACCAACUUAACUAAAAAAUUACCGAUUAAACCGCAGAAACCCGAAAUUCAGACCACUAUACUUAACUUUAUAAAAAAAGAUGCUAAUAAAAAAUGUGACUUAAACCAAGAUUUUGAAGAUCCAAGAGGAAAUCUCUUUGACCUAACCGAUCCCAAUACAGAUUUAAAUUAUGGAGCUUCGACAUCAUCUGGAUUGCACUUGGAAUUGACUACUGAAUUGAGUCAAAAUGAUUCGUUCAUUGACCAAAAUUACGAAAUUCAUGAUGAGGCACAGCAAAAUAAUCCUAAUGGGGUUUUUUUACACUAUAACACAGACCUCGACACAGACUCUCCAACAGAUAAUCAAUCGUCGAGUCAACUAAGAACAAUUGUUGUUAAUGAUUUUUCUACUGAGGAACGUCAAGGAGCCAGCCAAGUUGUAAAUGAUAUCCCAGUAUCUGAAUUAGAGUAUAAUCCAGACAAUUCAUCUCCAUUGGAAGAUUUUUUCUUUCUUGACAAUGUAGCGGAAAUCAAUCAAAGCAAUAAUGGUUCUGAAAAAGUAAAGUCUCCCAAAGCUAAAUCUUUAUUUGAUGAUAGCAAUUCCAGAAGAGAAAGAAGCUUGCGCAUAUUAAAUGAGUUACCAUAUCAUCAAACACAAAUAACAACUUUUCUAAAUACCAUAAAUCAUGCCAUAGACACUAACCCAGAAGUUACAAACACCCUAAGUAUCCUUACCGAAAAUCAAGGCAUUAAUAAAUUUAAUUAUGGCACCAAAGGCCUACUAAAAUAUCUAUUAGACUCAGCAAUAAGAAACUCUAAAAAUAAAUCAGGACACACAAAUAAAUUUGAUGAUGGAAUGAAACGAUUCUGGCUUUAUAUAUUCAUUAGCGCAGGAAGGAUGAGUUAUGAAAUAUUGCACUCAAAUUUAAAAAAUAUACUGCCUUCUGUCACAACUAUUCACAGACAACUAGAAGAAAUGAAUAAUAUAUUAGAGGGUGAAGUGAGAAUUGAAGACUUAAAACUUUAUUUACAAAAGAGAAAUUAUCCACCCAUAAUUUUUAUAUCCAAAGAUCAAACUGCACUCAUCAAAAAAGUCCAAUAUGAUUCAGCUUCAAAUCAAAUGGUUGGCUUUGUAGCACCUUUACAGGAACAGACGAGAUUUCCUCGCAUUAACAAAUUCCCAGUUGAUUCAGUUAGCGACAUUGAAAAUGCUUUUAAGAAUAAAACAUUAGCAAUAAAUGCAUAUAUUUUUAUGGCUCAGCCAUUAGUAGAUGGAUCACCCGCAUUUUGUAUAUCAAUAUUUGGCAGUGAUAAUAGAUUUACCUCAGAAGAUGUUUAUAAACGAUGGCAAUAUCUCAUAAAGGAAGCAGGAAAACAUGGAAUUACAAUUUUGGGCUUUUCAAGCGAUGGUGACACUCGGUGCUUAAAAAGUAUGAAAAUUAUAUCGAAAUUGUCAUUUACUUCAUUGAACCCUUACUCUCCCUAUUUUCAGGCGAAUUACAAUUUAGAAAAUCCAGCAGUUUUUCAAGACACUAUACAUAUAUCAACGAAGCUUAAGACUCGUUUAUUAAAUGAAAAUAUUUCUAUGAAUAUGGGAGGAAAACGAGUAUCUAUUGACAAUAUCCGGUACAUAAUUGAAAACUAUCCUAGAGAUAAACACUUAUUAUGCAAGAGCUUCCUUGAAUCUUCCGACAAAAUGAACUUCAAUGCAAUAGACAAGUUAAGUUCUGAACAUGUCACAAAUAUGCUUAAGGAAGUUCCCAACGCCGAAGCUACAAGGCAAUAUUUAAUACUGACUCGCAACAUAUUGGAUGCAUUCUUGUUAAAAGAAAUUAGUGUUGAAAGACGAGUAUACCUAAUUUGGUAUUCAACUUUUUUCAUGCGUAUUUGGAAAGCCUGGCUAAAAAAAAAUGGUGAAAAUAUCCAAAAGAAUUUUAUCACCACAAAUGCCUAUACAUGCAUAGAAAUAAACGCUCAUGGAAUUAUUUUAGUCAUUGAAAAACUUCGGCAAAAUGGAAUUUCAGAAGCUUUUCUUCCAUGGCUGUAUAGCAGUCAGCCAUGUGAAAAAGUAUUUAGAGAAACUCGGUCCAUGAGUAGCACAUUUUCAACUAUGAUAAAUUAUACACUGCUGGAUGUUUUAAGAAGAUUAAAACGUAUACAAGCUAUGCAUGAGAUAAGCACAGACUUAGGUCCCAAUUUUAGAUUCCCCAGGCAAGAAAACAAACGACUUGGAAAUAAUUCAAGUGUCUUUAAAGUAACUGAGUUUCCAUCAACUGAUGAAAUGAUUAACAUAAUUAAAAAGGCCCAAGAAGACGCACUAUCUGACGCUAAAAAAAUUGGGAUGGAAAUGAACAGGGAUUGUUGUAUAGAAAUUAAUUUACCGACUUGUGACAAUCCGGAAGAGCAAGAAGAGGUGCAGGGAAGUAUAAUUAUCACUGAUACCAUUUCAAAGGAACAUGAGCCAGACCUCGAGCCAGACUUUUCUAAUGAAGACCGGGAGUUUCUUGAAUAUACCUCUACAUUUAAUAAUUAUGACUCUUUACAUUUGAGAGACUAUACGGGUCAAAAGAAAGCACAAAAAUCGUGUCUGUCAGUGACACUUAAAGACAAAAAAACACGAAUUAUAAAAAAAUCUACUCUAAUUUGGUUUUUUCAGGAAAAACAGGGUCGUUUAUCAACCGACAGACUGCUCCGGGUAAAGGGAAUGACAGUUAAAAAUACGCAUAAGGGGUUAUCAAAAAAAAACAGUUCAGGAAAAAGCCAGGCCAAGGACUUCAACCAGCAGGCAAUAUCAAAAAAAGAAAAAUGUUUCGUCAACCUCAUGAACGAGCUCAUAAAGAUAGUACAUCUGAAUCUCGAUCUGAAUCAGAUGAGAUUAGCUUAGAAAGUGAAACUUUGAGUGAAGAUUUCUCUGACUUAGAAGAUUGCCAUAACGAAAGUACAAAAAUGCCAGUAAUUCAGCUAGAAUCUUAUUAUGCUGUGUUUUAUGAUACACAAUGGUAUCUAGGGCGUGUCAUCAACAGCUACAGCUCAGAAAAGUUUAAAGUGAAAUUUUUACAACAAGACCUGGAUACUUUUAAGUGGCCCAAAAAAGAUGAUAUCCAAGAUGUUCACAAAGAGUUUAUAUUUUAUGGACCAGUUAGUCUAAGCGGAACUGAACCAUUUUCUUUAAAAAGAAAUGAUUUGAUUGCUAUUAAACAGAAAUACAAAACAAUCAAAUCCAUCAAAUCAUUAAAAAAUUAAACAUAUUUUUUUAUGUUAUUUAUUAUGUUAAUAAAGCUACUUUGCUUAAU